This is a messenger RNA of Lepidothrix coronata (blue-crowned manakin), 4974 nucleotides long. It is a transcript of the gene TMEM116, whose product is annotated as transmembrane protein 116. NCBI's taxonomy places the organism in Eukaryota, Metazoa, Chordata, Aves, Passeriformes, Pipridae. Gene Ontology annotation, molecular function: G protein-coupled receptor activity. Gene Ontology annotation, cellular component: plasma membrane. The transcript has 11 exons. Gene Ontology annotation, biological process: adenylate cyclase-activating G protein-coupled receptor signaling pathway. The record is from RefSeq and is a predicted model, not a curated record. Bases 10 to 1098 code for a protein of 362 amino acids.
GCGGGACCCAUGGCCCUGCCGGCGGAGGCGGCCCGGCUGGACGGGGGCUGGCAGGAGGUCUACUCGGCGCUCCAGUGGAUCCAGUUCACCAUGGCCAUGCUCAGCGUUGUAGGUUCCAGCUCGAUUAUUGCCUACGCCGUCUUCCAAAACGCAGUGAGGUCCCCCGAGGUGCGUCCACUUUUCUACCUGAGCCUCUCUGACCUGUUUUUGGGAAUGUGCUGGCUGGCUGGGGCUCUGCUCUACAGCUCACCCACUUCUCAGCAGGACCUCAUCUGCUACAACCUGCAAGCAACGGGACAGAUAUUCUACGUGGCCUCUUUCCUCUACACUGUCAACUACACGUGGCACCUGUACAGGGACCUAAAGGUGAAGUACAACCAGAACCUCUUCAGGGUGCUCCCCCAGGCUGUAGAUUAUGCAAGUUGUGUCGGCCGAAUAGCAACGAUCUCGUCGAGCCUCAUCCCUUUCCUCCUCAUGGUGCCGGUGUUUUGCCUGGGCAACAGCAGUAAUUGCUACCAGAACUUCAGCCAGAAGCACGGCUGUCUCCUGAUGCACACGGAGGUCGCCGUGACCACCAACGAGCCGCAGACCCUGAGCGGCUCCGUCUGCCGCGCGAUGCAUUUCUACGGCAUCGGGGUCUUCCUCAUAUCCUUCCUCAUCAGCUUCGUGGCCAUUCUGGUGAUCCUCAGCCAGGCCCGAGGUCUGUACAAGAGGUUUGUGAACUCCACAGGGUUCCUGGGGGACCAGCAGUGGGCCAUGAUUAAGAUGGUGGAACAACGAGUGGUCUUUUACCCCGUCGUGUUCUUCUGCUGCUGGGCCCCAGCUGUCCUCCUUGGAAUGCUGAAGUUGACUGUUUCAACAACCAGCAAGAUCUACAUGGCCCUGCUGAUCCUGCAGGCUCUCACAGCAGCUUCCCAGGGGCUCCUGAACUGCCUGGUGUAUGGAUGGACCCAGCACGUGUUCCUGUCCCUCAAACGCGGCGCCCGCCGGGACGUGGACACCCAGACCCCCCUCCUGCGCUCCCAGAAGAAGUUCUACUCCAGCACAGCCCCCACCAGCCCCCCAGACACUGAGGGCUCCACAUCCACGCUGCUCUGAAGUGUCCUGCCAGCACCUCCUCGUGUUUUAGGAAUGUCAUCCAGACCCGGGAUGGGGCUGUCGGCUCUGAACUGUCCCAGCCGUGGGGAGGGAGGAGCCUGAGCAGGUCUGUCAGAGACACUCAGUGGAGAUAGUUAUUUAUUUUACAGGUCACGUGGACUCUAAAUGAAUUCUUUCAACAUGGUAAAUCUCUAGUCCAGACUUUCUGCUUCUGGAAAUAUCUCUAGAAAUGCAGCAGAUGGUGUGUAACAGCUCAGAGGUCUCAUCCAGCUCCAGCAGAGGAUGUUUUACUUCUCCAAGUAUUUGUUUUAUUUCUUGAAGUAUUUGCCAUUGCAAAAUAACAGUAAAGCAAAGUGAAUAUUUUUCAUAUCUCUGACUUUGAAUUCACUAUAACCAUGAGAACAUGCACCAUACUAAGAGCCAACUGCAGGGAAUGAAGAACUGCAAAGCAGGAUAAAAACAUCAGUGCUCACUUCCAUGCCUGGAAUUCUGCACGUUUCCCUUCUGUUCUUCGUGCCAACCCCUGCUCAGCCACAAUACUCACAAAAAUCAGCUUCUUCAACCCUGUGGAGCAUCAUGAACCAGGUGAGCAGGAUUAAAUCUGAAUCUCUCUCUACAUUUCCAGAUGCUCAAGUGAAUUAUUUACUGAGGUCCAUCCAUGAUACAGAAAAUAAAAAAGAUCUUUAGCUGGGUUGAAAACAGCUCCCUUAAUUUACACUCUUUAUUUUCUAACAGCUUCACUUUUUGGGUCUAACCCAAAUUUUUCACAUAGCAGGUUAUCCAAGAAGAGGAAAUACUCCAGUUUGUGUAAUUAACUUACACAACUGUGUAAACUGUGUGUCAGUCACACAAUGCCCCUGGUGUUUUCGUCAAUGACUGAUUUUCCCUUACACAGUGAGGUUGAGCAAAACAAUUCACUUUUGCUGUUCCACAGGACAAAACCCAGGUCCAGCUACAACCCUGUUUGCAUCCAGAUCAGUUUUAAUGAGUCCUCUGCAGCUGGAGGCCAGGUCUAGUGCCUGAGUCCAGCUUUCCACUGCUGCCACGGGAAGUCCCACACAGGGGAGUUUUAACUCUCAGCAGCUUUUGAGGUGUCUUCUUCCACCUGGGCCUUUAAAUCCUCCUCAGGAGCCUGUUCUCUAGUCCCAAAGUUCAGACAUAAUGUCCCCUUGGGAGUCACAAGCAAAUACAGGGAGGUUUUAUAUUCCAAAAUCUUUCUGCCUGAGGUGAAUUGUGUAAUUUACCCCCUGAGCGCUGAUGAUACAGGACACUUCAUCCGGGCUGUUUCCGAACUGGGGGACAAGUUUCCUUGGAAUGCCUGUCUCAUAGGCUGUGUAGCCCCAGGAGUUCCAGGGGGAGGAUGGGACCCACUCCCUGGCACAGCCCCCUCCCCUCAGGGGCACGAGGAAGCAGCACAUUAAACACGAUUAAACACCCCCAUCUCCUCCCUGAGAGGCUCCCUGGGCUGACCCCAUCUGGGGACAGCGUGACAAGCCAGUGCAAUUUGUUUAAAAGGGGAUUAAGGCUUCAGAAGUGGGAAGUGAUGGAAGAUUAUCUGGGAAACAAUGCCAGGAUUGCUCAUGGAGCUUCAGCUGUGGCAGUGAGAGCCCUCAGGGGGUGCUGACAGACCCUCACAAGCUCAACACAUCACUCGGUUUGAGGGGAGUCUUCUUCCUGGACAGGGAAGGGCAUUCCUUGGGCCACACUUCCUCCUGGAAGUAGGGCAGAGUAGUUUUGUGCCACUUCUGGAGAGCACUCCCAGCUGGUUUGGCUGCCUUUAAGUGCUCCCAGGAAAUUGUUCUCUCACUCCCUUUCCCAGUUUGGAUGCUCCAACCCAUCCGACCCACUAUUAAUUCCUCAAAGGCACCAAGCAGACUGAUGUUACCUCUCACUGAGAAGAGGCUCUGGACACUCACAGCUGCCCCACCAUCCCUUCUCAGAGCCACUUUUGCUCAUGGAACAAGGGACAAUGGGAUAAGGGUCUGUCUGGCUCCUGUCAACAAAUCAAACCAUACUUGAGGAUAACAAAACUAUUUCCAGAGGCAGGAAGGGCACAAGUGCCACACUGAGGUCACUCUUCUGUGUCCAGAAAGGUGAGGGGAGCACUCCAAGCUCCUUGGAAAAGCCCAGGGCCAGCCUGAAGACAGGCCAGUCCACUUCUCAUGGACCAGUGUCUCCCAGUCCUGCCACAGGUUCCAUCAGGGCUCCCACUUCACUCACCUCCAGAUCAGCCCCUACAGAGAUCAUCCUCCUACAGGAAGUGCUUCCCAGUUCCAAUGUCACUGAAAUGGCACUGACAGGGGAAUGUCACUGAACACAGAAGGACUCAUCCCUCCCUCCCUCACUGCCCAGUCAUGGCUACAACAAUCCUACAAACCUGGGGGCUGAACUGGGAGCACUGGGCAGGUGCUGCUGCCAGCUAAUGGAAAGCUGGGCUUAAAAAAGGCAGUUUUGGAUUAUGUUGCCAGGCAAAGCACACAAAUUCCUAGGGAUUCAUCCAGCCCAGCCUGUCAGUCAUCCUUUCAUCUCACAGUAAAGCCAAGUGAUUAUUCCCAUUGGUGAGGGAGGUGGGAUGGGGGCUGAGAGUGGCAGGAGAAUAAUGGGAUCAUUAAGGUUGGAAAAGCCAUCUAAGACUGAGCCAACAUUCCCUCAGCACUGUCACAUUCCCCACAAACCCAUGUCCCCAAGUGCUGCAUCCACACACCUUCUGGGCACUUCCAGGGAGAAGUGGGGUGGCAGGAGAAUAAUCGAAUCCUUAAAGGUUGGAAAGCCCUCUAGGACCAUUGAGUCCAACCUUUAACCCACCACCACCAUGUUCACCUCCAACCCGUGUCCCCAGGUGCCACAUUCACACACCUUCUGGACACUUCCAGGGAAAAGCGGGCUGGCAGGAGAAUCCCAGAGCUGUCCUUCCUCCCCUCCUGCCCUGCAACCAAACAAAAGCAGCCAGGAACUGUUGAGUUUAGUAAAAUCAUUUAUAUACACCGAGGGGGAAUAUUUACAAUAUAAUACUGAUCCCAAAGGAACUAACAGGGAACACUGAGGAGAGAAAUGGGAACAUCUCAACACACAGAAGUUAAACGUGGCAUGUGGGGACAGACUGGGAUUUCCAAAAUGAAAACCAGGAGUAAGGACAGCAAAACUUUGACAUGUUGCUAUUUCCAACUCAAAUCUUUUGCCCAGUCAGGUUCUUCUAAUUUUUAAUACAGAUAUAAAAGCAUAAAAUAAUCAAUCACAGGAGAAGUCAGAUAUACACCAAAUUUUGAAAAGGUCAAAUGAUUUCAAAGAUUUUUCUUCACUUAAAUAAAAUUCUAAAAAAAAAAAACAAACCAAAAACAAACAACCUACAAAGCUUUCCCACAUUUUUAGUGUUUGUACAAAGUCUUCUUUGAUCCCAUACAACCCUUCCAGCUCCAGAUAUUUACAAUAUUCACAGUCUGCCAUAAAGGAUCAGUAGAUUUAUUACCAAAUAAAACCUUACAGAAUCAAGACAAGAUGUCCUGCAUUUGUGUCAACCGAAAAAUAAAAUAAAACACAGGAAGGAGAAAGUCAAAUGCUACUUUAAAAUAUGAAAAUGAAUCCAUUAAGGUGUAUUUAACUUUGAAAUUUAAAACUUAACUUUUUAAAGAGACAAAAAAAAUCAAUUUUCUCAUAGAAAUAAAACCAUUUGACCUUGAAGUUUCAAAUUGUGUUUUCUUAAUCUGUCCCUCCUCCCUCUGCUUCAGAUCAGGCCUUUCUUACUUAUACCAGACAAUAAAAUUUAGAGUAAAUCCAUAAAAAGCAGUUCUUUGUGACAAAAUUCCAGUGCUCACCCUGGGAGUAGCUCCAAUCUGAUUCAUCUUCCUGCCAACUUCUGUCUCCCAAAAAACUGCCUGA